AAAAAAAAAAAAAAAACCCUAGAAACUAAAGAGGGCCGCGAAGAUACAAAUCAGAAUCUAAAAUCGAAGGGUGAGAGGAAUGAAAUAUUUCGCGGGAAGCUUUCCAAAGAUACAACCCGUCAAGUUUCGAAUCCCAACUUCUGAAGCUUUAAUUCCAAUUCGUUUGGAUAUUGAGAUCGAUGGGAAUCGAUUCAAAGAUUCAUUUACAUGGAAUCCAACCGAACCGGAUUCUGAAGUGGUGCUGUUCGCGAAGAGGACAGUGAAGGACCUGAAGCUCCCUCCAGCAUUCAUUACACAGAUUUCUCAGUCUAUACAAUCACAGCUCAACGAGUUCCGAUCUUUGGAGGGUCAAGAAAUGUUUACUAGUGAGAAGAUAGUGACUCUCAAGCUUGAUCUUCGUGUAAAUAAUACCAUCAUAAGGGACCAGUUUUUAUGGGACAUGAACAACUUCGAGAGUGAUCCAGAAGAAUUUGCAAGAACCUUCUGUAAAGACUUGGAUAUUAAAGACCCUGAAGUUGGGCCAGCAGUUGCAGUUGCAAUUCGUGAACAGCUUUAUGAGAUUGCAACCCAAAAUGUAACUUCUGCUAGGGAAACCAGAGUAAGCAAGAAAGGUCGUCGAGGUGAAUAUGUCUCUGCCAGCAAAGUUGGUGGAGCUGCCGUGGACUUGAUGAAAUUAUUUGGUGGAAAAUCUAGUGUUCUUAGGAAAAGGAAGGAGUGGGACUUAUAUGAACCCAUUGUUGAUCUCUUAUCAAAGGAAGAAGUAGAAGCUCUUGAUGCAAGAGAAGAACGUCAUGCUCGGAUGAAGAAAAGGUUCAGUGACAUGGACGAUGUAUAUUUGACGAAUUACUCAAGUGGCUAAUGUGACCAAGCCUGCCUGUUUCACACCUGUCACCUGCUACUACCUUGCAGAUGCAAAAGUUGUAAAACUAUCCUGUUUCUUAUACACCUAAUAUUAAUAUGAAUGAUUCACCUAGUAAAAUCUAAUGUUGGAAUGAGCUCAUUUUUUUGUU
Messenger RNA from Papaver somniferum (opium poppy), 1010 nucleotides. RefSeq names its product chromatin structure-remodeling complex protein BSH-like. Gene Ontology annotation, biological process: chromatin remodeling; regulation of transcription by RNA polymerase II. The transcript has 11 exons. NCBI's taxonomy places the organism in Eukaryota, Viridiplantae, Streptophyta, Magnoliopsida, Ranunculales, Papaveraceae. The coding region runs from base 80 to 859 and encodes 259 amino acids. Gene Ontology annotation, cellular component: nucleus; nuclear chromosome. Gene Ontology annotation, molecular function: transcription coregulator activity. The record is from RefSeq and is a predicted model, not a curated record.